ACCUGAAUAUAUUGCUCAAAGUGGCCAAAAUGCCAAGUGUUUGAUCCAGUUUAUAAGAAAAACCGGAUCGAAAACCUUAACAGGUUGACCCCAUUUAUAAGGGAAACCGGGCCGAAAAACCGCACAGGAGGGAAAGAUUACAUAGGGUGAGAACAUAUGGACGCCCCGAAGAAGGCACUACCUAGCCAGCAAGCCAAGAGACCACCACCAUAAAAGUCGAGUGGAAGUGGUGUGUCGUCGAGGAAUCACAAUACCAACACUAAACAACUAUCCUAAUGCACCACACCGGUGUGCGUACCAACCCCUUGGCACAACAGAGGAGGAGCACCAAUCAACGAGUGACCCAUCACAAACCUUAACUGGAAACUCCGCCACAGCAAGCCGACACGAUUAGCAAGGUGGGGAGGCAUCGUUGCGUCGUUGUUGAGCAAAGAUGAACCGAGAUAGCACGAAGAGCACGAAGCUCACCAAAACAGACGACUGGCAUGAGAGGGUCUUGAGCUAGCAGAGCAGAGGAUGGCCAACCCCCAAGGGCAACGGAGGAUGAAUGGCGGCAAGGAGCUCCCUAGUGACGCUAUCACCGCCGCCGCCGACUCCUCAAGGUGAGCUACUCAAAGGAGCAGCGCGCUCGCCAGCAGGGGAGGCGACGGUGAAGAGCGAGCCGGACUGCGAUGCGCCGUCGUGGUCCGGAAAAGAGAAGAAGCGGAAGCGGCCGGGGCACCAUGCAACCGGCGAGAGCUCAGCGUCGGGGUGCCUCUCUUUCCCGCCGGGGUUCUCCCCACAUCACCGGAAGGCACGAACCACCACUACGACUACAAGCAAACACGGGAAGCAACUCCACGGCGGCGACGACGGGGACACGAGCGGCUGGAAGGCGGCGAGGCAGCUGCUGCAGGGCAUCGUCACGCCGGAGCGGCAGCGCGAGCACGCGGCGUCCAGGCCGGCCGACGUCGUCGCCUCGAGCUACGUGUCGCUGCUCCAGACAACGAACGAGGUGGCGUUCUCGCUGGGCUACGCUCUGGAGCUCGAGGAGAGGGUGAGGGACGCCGACGAGCUGCGGGCGGAGCUGAGCAAGGUGAAGGCCGAGCUCGCCGAGACCAAGGCCAAGGCGGCGGCCGUGCGGGAGUCCCAGCGACCCAGGGCGCGCUGACGAGUGACGAAGAGCUCUUCCUGGACGCCACGCCAUGGCUCCUGGUGUCUCCACGGUGAUAUGCAGGCUGAUGGACCUAUUUAUUUAUCUCUUGUUGUUUGAUUGUUGACUGAUUCAUUUCACCAAAUUACUAUUAGACAUAUUUAGGCCUGUUUGGAUUGAAUGUCAAAUUUGUGUGCUGCCCCGGUAUAUAUGCAGUUCGAACUUGAGCUAAAUAUCAGGGAGCACACAGUAAUUUUAAUUAAGUGUGAUGUGUUGCACUGCACGUCACUAUAUUCUCAAUUCGUUCCUAUGUAAGUAUUUAUUAUUCAUGAUUUUCUGAACACAUUUAAAUUAAAUUUCCGAAAAAAGUUCUGAUUUUUGGCAAAACUACAGAUUUUAAAGAUUUAUUUUACUUACACAACUAAUUCAAAUAGAGUGUUUAUACCAACUUCACAGUCUUCGAAACACAUUAACAUACUGGGCUGGUACUUGUGGCUUUCUAUAGGUGGGCACAACAGCUUGGAAACUUUUCAUAUGAAUAAUCCACAUGCAGAAAAAUGUUGUUAGGUCGCUUAUUCAAAGAAAUUAGCUCAAAGUUCCAUGUUUUUAGAAAAAUAUAAAAAUCUUGUAAAUCACAACUGUCAGUAAUGAAAUAGAAAAGUUUUAGCUAAUUUCGACCAAUGGUUUGGGAGAAACAAUUGUUUGAGUUACUCAU
Messenger RNA from Triticum aestivum (bread wheat), 1847 nucleotides. RefSeq lists its product as uncharacterized. The transcript is spliced from 2 exons. The coding region runs from base 548 to 1150 and encodes 200 amino acids. NCBI's taxonomy places the organism in Eukaryota, Viridiplantae, Streptophyta, Magnoliopsida, Poales, Poaceae. The record is from RefSeq and is a predicted model, not a curated record.